GUGAGGAAACAGAGAGCACGCAAAAGAACCAGAAGAGGAUAACAUCGCCGCGGCCGCCGAUGGCUCCUCCGCCCGCCGGCCCCGCUCUCCAACGCCCACCAAUCUUCCCCAUCCUCGCCGCCCCAUCCCGUAGAUUCUCUCGCCGCGCCCUCGCGACCGUUGUGGUGCAGCCGUCACCGAGGAGGAGAUGGCGCCUGCUCCCGGCCCGGUCGUCGCUGCCCUCCGAAGGAGCCCCGCCGGCCGAGCUGGUGGGAGAGGACUCCAAAUUCGUGCCGCUGAACGCCGAGGACCCCAUGUACGGACCCCCGGCACUGUUGCUCAUAGGAUUCGAGAAAGGCGAGACCGGCAAGAUUCAGGAGUUCCUGAAAGAGCUAGACGGUGAUUUCCUCAAGGUGAUUCAUUGUACAGAAGAAAUGACAAAACAAACGUUGUGGGAUGCCAUGCACACCGAGCAGCCUAAUGUAGAAGCUGUCAAGAUUGCAAAAUCACCGCAAAGAAUCUGCAUCUUCUCUGGUCUGACCGGCGAGGAGAUGAUGAUGUUCAUCAAUGCGUUCCCAGAAACAGGGUUGGAACCAGCUGCUUUCGCAGCCCUUGUUCCCAACAGCGCAGAGAAGGUUCUUGGUGAGGUCAUCGAAGAAAUAAUGGGUGAUCACGAGAUGCUGACAGGAAAGAUUAAUUCAGGACGAAGGUAAUCUCGAGUGGCAAUUCUGCUAAGCAGAAUGACAGGUUCUGAGAGAGAAUAUAUUCUGGCAGCACUGGUCAGACCCUGAAAUGAUCUCCUGAAAUUGGCAGCUCCAAGUGAUCUACCGGAUAGAUGUGAAUCCUUCAGUUGCCUCUUCUGAUAAAUACCGACCUUGCAGAAGUUGAGCCACUGUUCCAUACAUUUAGCUGCAAGAACGCACUGAAUUAGACGUGCUAUGAGGGCCCUUGUACUCUUACUCUUUUUGCCUUUGCUUCCCCCCUUAUUUCUCCUUGUAACUAUGUUGUUUAUUAAUACUCCCUCCGUUCCAUAAUUCUUCUCUCAAAUUUGUCCAAAUAUGAAUGUAUCUAUUCCUGAAAAGUGUCUAGAUACAUGUAAUAUUUCGACAAGAAUUAUGGAACGGAGUGAGUAUAUACUUAUACUGUCGGAGUUUUUUCUACAGUUUUACUGAAUUAGACGAGUGCACAAGUGAAACCGAGAUUGAUAUUUUUGCGAGCCUUUCCA
Messenger RNA from Brachypodium distachyon (stiff brome), 1204 nucleotides. RefSeq lists its product as uncharacterized. NCBI's taxonomy places the organism in Eukaryota, Viridiplantae, Streptophyta, Magnoliopsida, Poales, Poaceae. The transcript is spliced from 8 exons. Bases 60 to 692 code for a protein of 210 amino acids. The record is from RefSeq and is a predicted model, not a curated record.